Petromyzon marinus (sea lamprey) is the source of this 3828-nucleotide messenger RNA. Its product is annotated as poly(rC)-binding protein 3-like. The record is from RefSeq and is a predicted model, not a curated record. Lineage: Eukaryota; Metazoa; Chordata; Hyperoartia; Petromyzontiformes; Petromyzontidae. Gene Ontology annotation, molecular function: RNA binding.
GGCCUGUGCGGCGGAUCCUCAGGGCCCGGGCCUCCUCCUCCCCCGCAUCCUGCUGCUGCUGCUGCUCACGAGUGCUCGCGGGACGGCCGGAGAAACGUGGCCGAUGUGGGGUCGAUAGGCGCGGCGCUGGGGGCCGGUGUAGUGUGACUCCUGCACAGCGCUGCAAUAGCUACUGUGUAACCCUGCAGAGUGUGGUAAAACAAGAUGAGUCAUCUCGGUGGCCAAGCCGAGGGUGGACUUAAUGUGACGCUUACAAUUCGUCUUCUCAUGCACAGCAAGGAAGUGGGAAGCAUCAUAGGCAAGAAAGGGGAUUUUGUGAAGAGAAUCCGUGAUGAGAGCGGGUCUCGUAUUAACAUCUCGGAUGGGAACUGUCCUGAGCGUAUUGUCACGGUCACUGGUCCCACCGAGGCUAUUUUCCGUGCUUUCACAAUGAUGACCCACAAGCUGGAGGAGCAGGACAUGAUCAGCACGAUGGCGAACAGCGUAGUGAUGAACCGCCCACCGGUCACCUUGCGCCUCGUGGUGCCGGCCAGCCAGUGCGGCUCUCUCAUUGGCAAGAGCGGGAACAAGAUCAAAGAGCUGCGAGAGUCAACAGGUGCCCAAGUCCAGGUGGCUGGAGAUUUGCUGCCAAAUUCUACCGAGCGGGCUGUGACCAUCUCUGGCACACCAGAUGCCAUCGUGCAGUGCAUGAGGCAGAUCUGCCUUGUUAUGCUGGAGUCUCCUCCUAAGGGUGCCACGAUCCCUUACCGCCCCAAAACAUCCACCACCAACAAUCCGGUUAUUUUUGCUGGAGGCCAGGCCUACACAGUUCAAGGACAGUAUGCUAUCCCCAAUCCAGAUCUGACAAAGCUGCACCAGUUGGCUAUGCAGCACACUCCAUACACUCCUAUGACUCAGCAAACCCCAACAGGCUUCUCCCCGACUGCUGAGGGUGUUGACUCGAAUAGCCAAAUCAGCACACACGAAAUCAGCAUUCCAAAUGAUUUAAUUGGAUGCAUCAUUGGGAAACAAGGCUCAAAAAUCAAUGAGAUUCGUCAAAUGUCUGGUGCUCAGAUUAAGAUAGCCAAUGCCAUUGAGGGAUCCACUGAUCGGCAGGUCAUCAUUACGGGAUCCUCAGCCAACAUAAGUCUGGCUCAGUACCUCAUUAAUGCAAGCCUGGAAUUGGCUAUUCCUCCUUCUCCCAUUAUCGCCCCUGUGUCCAGCCAACUGAACAGCACCCUUCCUACCCCCAGCCCAGUGGAGUCUCUCCUUGCUGUCACCUCCAUCCCACCCUCCACCCCUCUCUCUGCUGCUGCUACUCCCAGCUCCCCGCUGUUGCUGCCUGUAGCAGGCCUUGUAGACACACUUUCACUCCCAACGAUUCAGCCCUGCCAGGCAGGAAGCGAUCACGCCUCCAAUGCAAGUGGGGAAGGUCAAACAAAUAAAUUCCCUGCUAACAUGGACGUCAAAAGUGAACAUCGCUAUAAGCCUUAUUGACUACUGCACAACCCUCAUUUGACAGUGAUGAGCAUUAAUUGGGAUAUAAGUGUUGUUUAUUUGAUACAAGGAAUUAUGCCUCGACAAGGACAUGUGCAUUGUAAACUACAUGUGUUCAUAGCAGACUUGAAUCGAGCCUUUUGUAUUUUUGAUACUGUAGGUAAAUUCCCUUAUUCCCGGAUGUUUGAAUUUUUCAACAGUGGAUACAAAUGUGGAAGUUGAACAUUUCAUUGUAACAUUUAAAUUAAAUAAUUUUAUAUUUAAUGAUGAUGCAGAUGCUUUGCCUUCCACUAUUACAAUGUUGUGAUAAUAGGAAUGUGAAAAGAAAAACUGUACAAUCACUCAUCUUGCAUAUUUUAACGUUAAAUUACAUUGUGCAUUAUUGGCAAGCAGAACACAUUUGACGUAUUUGGAAAGAAAAACAUUUCAGCAUUAUUGUGGAAAUAAUGUAUAAGCAAUCUUUAAUAUGAGGUAGUUUGUUUUAGAUUAUAUAAUUAAUAUUUUUAAGUAUCUUGCACUAUGUGGUGGCCAAUUGAAAAGUAUCAUCUGCUCAAUCUUGUGUCAGCUACAGCACCACCAACAAUCAGGUCUUUAUAAAAUCUAACAUGUUAGCAAUGGGCAGAGCAUAUUCUCACCCAUAGUUAAUCUGGACAUCUGUGAAAAGAGCUUUAUAGUUAAUCGGAUUCUUCCAGUAUAAAUACAUAUUCUGAUAAUUUUUGAAAAAAAGGUCAUUCAUUAUUUUAUUUUUUUACGUGCUGGAGUUGCUUUACGUCUUAAGGAAAAUACUGUAUGUUAGUGGCAUGUGUGUUGCAUGUUUCAUUGUAACCUUAAACCAUGACUUUCCUUUGGGUUUUGGUGAUAUGCUUAAACGUACAUGUAUUACUUCUGUCUCGUACAUAAUCUUACCUGUACUGCAUCUCAAUAAUUUAAAGCACGACUAAACUCGGUUGUGCUUUUUUGCAUGGCCACCCAUAUGUGAAUUGGCAGCUGCAUUUUCUUUGGUUGUUGUGUAAUAAGAAGAUUAAAAAUGUAAGACCACUGUUCUAGUAGUCUGUUGUCUUAACAUGAACCAGUAUGCCAAGUUUAAUUAAUAUGUAAUUUCGUGUACCAUGUCCGUGUAAAUUCACAAAUGGUUCAUUCAGUACUUUAGGAUUAACAUAAUUUGUACUCCCGUAAAUAAUAUUAAUUCAUGCAACGUUUUAGGAUGAUUAAGCAUGCAAUUUUCACCAUUGUCUUUCGACUAUCGUCCAACCCAACGUAUCAAGUUUUCAAAAUUAUUGUUGCACUUCAAUAAUAGACAAUUGUGUUUGUGGAAAGCAAUUCAACAGCACUUUACAGGAUACAGACUGCUGAUGAGACUCAGUUGAUAUCAGUCUGUUUGCUUACUUGGAUAAAACAUUACAUAUUCCUGCCAAGGCGUCCAACAAUGUUGUCACCACGUAUAAGCUACUCCGCUGAAACAUGACAGCAGUGUAGUACUGGACAGGGAGUGCUGUGGGUUAUGCUUUCAUGUCAGAAUAACCCUUUGUAGGUCCUCAUGAGAAUAUCCCUCUUGGCAACCUACCAGAAAACAAUAGCUGUGGCACUUAACAGUUUAAUAUUGCGACUCAUUUGGUUUUUCCCAGCAUAACAGAAUGUCAGCAAUCUGAUAAAAGAUACUAUAAGUAUAGGAUACUAUAAUCCCCAGGACUGGCAUGGGCUCAAAUUGACCUUGCUUUAAUGCGAACAAUCAUGCUUGUGGCCUGUUAUUAAAGACAGGCUUCAGAUUUAAAUGUUCAAAUCUUAUUAACUCUUUCAAUUUUCUAAAGUAUUCAAUUUAUGUUGAGACAUUUAAUAUAACACUGACAGUAAUCCCCAGAACCAAGAUUCCAACACUACCCUGUCAGUUACCAAGUGUGAAAAACUGGUCUUUUUAUUUUAAUAGGUUGAGAAAUUUUUUAAUUAUGUUGUGACAACGACAAACCUUUAACUGUUAAAGAAGUGUGACUCCUGACUGAUAUUUGAAACACUGCGAUUUUACAUUCAUGGUUUUUCCAUGGCGUCAAUUAUCUGGAUUAUAAAACCAAGAAAUUAUUAUCUCAAAACAUCAAUAAAAUGUUAUAUGCUAUGAAGAGCCAUUGCCCAAAUAUCACCUAUUAUAUAUGUUUAUAUUCAAGACCACGAUGUUAUUAAUUAAUGUGUUGCUUUCUUUUCAACAAAACAUCUUAGUUUAAUUUAUAUAGUGCCUUGAUCAAUGCGCUGAACAAUGAAUUUGCUAUUUGUACAGCAGAAUAGUGUGAUGAGAUGAGUUGAUGAGAAGGAUGGUAGUACAUGGUGGAUAUGAUGUGUGAAAUAAACAAUGAUGAAAGUGAA